Messenger RNA from Naegleria lovaniensis, 2343 nucleotides. RefSeq lists its product as uncharacterized. The record is from RefSeq and is a predicted model, not a curated record. NCBI's taxonomy places the organism in Eukaryota, Heterolobosea, Eutetramitea, Acrasida, Naegleriidae. The transcript has a single exon. Bases 1 to 2343 code for a protein of 780 amino acids.
AUGAGCGGGACAAGCUGCAAAAACAAACAGCCUUCUUCGUUGUGGAUACAAGGAGAUUCCCUUGCUAACGUCCACAUUGCACCACAACAUCGUUCUCUCACCAACGAACUCGUUUUUCAACUCUUGCAACAUCAUUAUUCGGAAUUUAAUGAAUUAUUCGGAUUAUCAUCUUGUUUGUAUCAUCAAGAACAACAAGAAAAUACAACCUCCAAUUCCAAUACUCUGUCUUCACCGAUUCAGUUAAAAUCACCUUCGUCGAGUCACUCUAAUUCUACAUCUAGUAUCAAUAGUUCAAAAAAUCAACCAUCAUCAUUGACAAGUGGCACCACACCGGAAGACCAUGUAAAUUCCAUGAUGCAUCAUCAUCAUCGACGAGAAUUAUCUCGUCAGUCCUCAUUAUCACAGGAAAUCAAUUUUUCGAGUCCAAUAUCAACUACAAACAUGAAAGAUUUUGAUCCAACCACUCACCACAUGAUGAACAACAGUCCUUCCGUUAUAGUCACCACCAAGAAUGCCGAAGAAGAUCGAAUGGCAAUGCCUCCUCCUCCACCAAAAAUCAAACAACCACCCUCUACUCCUACACAGUCAUCAUUUCGAAAUAGUGAAAAUUAUCAUUCAUUAUUUGCCAUGAGAAGUGGUGGUGUCGAGUUGUGCAUCUUGUCGAAUGUGACCAAUGAAAUGAUUUUCAUUGAUCCUCGAUUGGUGAAAUAUUCCACACGAUUACAACAAAAUGAUCUCAUUGUUUCGAGUGCUUUGGAUAAAUCCAUGAUCAAUACUCAAUCAACAACUGAAUCUCCUUCGAUUAUUGUGUCACCACGAUUGAGAAUGCAACAUCAUCGAUGGUCCACAUACUAUAAUCAUCCUGUGCAUCAAGAAGAUAAACCAUUAUUGGAACAACAAUUGUCUAUUCGUAAAGAACAAAGCUUUUCGUCAAGUACUUCUUCGAUUGACACAUCAAGUGUGACACCGUCACUUGUCAAUCCUGCUUCUCAUGACGAGAUAGAUGCCAUGUCACAAGGAAAACCUUCUGACACGACCAUUUCAGCCAUUGAAAACUCUUCAUUCCUUUCGACUGGGAAAAUUUACAAACAUCAUCAUACCAUUAGUAGUUUGAAUAAGAAGGAAUUUCAACAAUUUCUUCCAAGAGUUAGUCUCCCAAACUAUGGAGAUAUUUCUAGUGUUUUUAAUUUAAAUGCCGAAGUUAUUCAGGAAAUUGGAAUGAUGGAUAGUACACUUUCACACCAUCAACUCGUGGACAUGUUGAGUCAUAAUCAUUCUGGAAAUUUUUCAAAAUCAUCAAAAUUAAGCAAAUCAUUCACAUUUGGAUCCGAAAAGAAUAAUUCUAAUGUUUCUAUUGGAACGACAAUGACCUUCUCAUCCAUCCGAGUACCACGUCAAUCUCCUCGAAAUUCCACACGAAGAUCUACGAGAAAUAGUUUUUCUUUUUUCGGAAAACAAUACAUUAAGGGAGAACAAUACAAAUUGAAAAAUAGUUCAACUUCGAUCGAUAUUUCAAGUUUGGCCAAUGAAAAACUUGGAAGAGAAUCUGUUUCGAGCGAAGUUGAGGCUUUUACUAACCCAACAAGUGCACUCGAAGGAAGACGAUACACAGAAACGGAUUGUCAUCCAACAUCAUCUUUGGACAUUAUUGAUCUCAAACCAGUUCCAUUUUCCACACAAAGACGAGCUACCACAGUCGAAACAACGACAGUGAAUGCUUCUUCCUCUCCUCCCAUUGUCAUUUCCAAACCAACUUCUCAUUCCACUACUUCUGUAAAUAGCUCUAGUUCAAUACCAAAUUCUGGAAUUUCUCCAACUUCUCCAUUAGAUAUUCACACAAGUAAUUCCACUUUGAAAACUCCAGAAAAGAAGAAGACACCUUCCACCAUGUCAUCUAAGGUUAAAGAAUUUUUCUCGUCCAUUGGUCGACGUAAAAAGAAAGCUACUUCUUCAAUGGAUAUGAAUUCGAAUGUCACCAAUAAUGAAAAUUCAUCGUCACCUCCUCGCCACUCACCACAACUCCCUCCUCAAUUCAAAACCAACCAUUCGGAUACGAUCACAAUUUCUCCUCUGUCUUCAUCCCCAAUUUCUCCUGUGAAAUCUCUUCCUAUGGCUGAUAUUGUCGUGCAUCGAGCAAGUUGUUCCAGUACUUGUUCCAAUGCUGAUGAACAUUCUGAAGCGAAUGGUAGUCAACAUGGAAAUAAUUCAACAACGACCACUACGACUUCAUUGUCAUCCUCUCCUCCUCCUCCUCCAACGGUUUCAGAGCAACAGCUGCACAAAACGAUUCAAGUAAUAGAGACACCACCACCACCCAAAAACAACAACAACCAACUUCAAUGA